Molecule: messenger RNA, 3964 nt
Organism: Ahaetulla prasina
Lineage: Eukaryota; Metazoa; Chordata; Lepidosauria; Squamata; Colubridae
Gene: KEAP1
Product: kelch like ECH associated protein 1
Exons: 6
Coding region: 543-2321 (592 amino acids)
Molecular function (GO): transcription factor binding
Source: RefSeq, a predicted model, not a curated record
UUCCGGCCUUGGCAGUUGGAGCGGGAGACGGGCGAGCUUGAGGCCUGGAGGUGUCGGCUCGAAGUUGGAAGAACGCGAUUUUGAACCGUGUCAGUAGGAUUCCCGGGUGAUGUCGGUGUCGCUGCGCAUCUGGUCCGAGCGCGUACAAGGGAUCUCGGGCUGGCGUCUUACAUUCUGUGAAAGAAAUGAACGGCCCGCAUUAUGACUGGGAACGUAGUGAGGAAAUCGGAGCACGCUGGGCCAAGUUGUCCUUAGUGGAGGAACACGUGUGAGCCGUAAACGAAAUGUCCGAGUUUGUAUGUGGCCGCCGGAGAGCUGCACUUAGAUAUUGGGCAGCAGUUCCGUGCAGGAAGGCUUGUCGUCCAGCCCGCUGGGCCUACCACAGUGACAUCAACCAAGCUUUCUUCAGCGUCUCCUUUAGGUAUCAAGACUUUGCUGCAUGCCAGGCCUCUGUAGGAAGGUCCCCCGUUUAGCUGCCUCUGCUGGUGCUCCUUCUCUUUUCCUGCAUUCCUUCAUGCAAUGACCACGCAACUGCUUCUGUGAUGUAUGCCCCAGAGUGCAAGGCGGAGGUGACUCCUUCACACAAUGGCAGUCGCACCUUCAGCUACACCCUGGAGGAUCACACCAAACAAGCUUUCAAUAUUAUGAAUCAGUUGCGCCUAAGUCAGCAACUUUGUGAUGUCACCUUGCGGGUCAAAUAUAAGGACAUUCCCCCGGCCGACUUUCAGGCCCACAAGGUGGUGCUGGCCUCCUCCAGUCCAGUCUUCAAGGCCAUGUUCACCAUGGGCCUCCGGGAGCAGGGUAUGGAGAUAAUCCCCAUUGAGGGCAUCCACCCCAAAGUAAUGGAGCGCCUCAUUGAAUUUGCCUACACCGCCUCCAUUUCCGUGGGUGAGCAGUGUGUGCUGCAUGUUAUGAAUGGGGCCGUCAUGUACCAGAUAGACAGUGUGGUGAAGGCCUGCUGUGACUUUUUGGUGCAGCAGCUGGACCCCAGCAAUGCCAUUGGCAUCGCCAACUUCGCUGAACAGAUUGGCUGUACUGAACUGCACCAGCGGGCACGGGAAUAUAUCUACAUGCAUUUUGGAGAGGUGUCGAAACAGGAAGAGUUCUUCAACCUUUCACAUUGCCAGCUGGUGACCCUGAUCAGCCGGGAUGAGCUGAAUGUGCGCUGUGAGUCAGAAGUCUUCCAUGCUUGCAUUAACUGGGUGAAAUAUGACUGUGAGAACCGGCGACUCUAUGUCCAGGCCUUGCUGAAAGCUGUGCGCUGUCAUUCCCUCACACCACACUUUCUCCAAAUGCAGCUCCAGAAGUGCGAAAUCCUCAAGUCGGACUCCCGUUGCAAGGACUACUUGGCCAAGAUCUUCCAGGAUCUCACCCUGCAUAAACCCACUAAUGACAUACCCUGCCGUGCACCCAAGGUGGGUCAGCUGAUCUACACGGCAGGGGGCUACUUUCGCCACUCCCUGAGCUACCUGGAGGCUUACAAUCCUUCUGAUGGCUCCUGGAUCCGAUUGGCUGACCUGCAGGUGCCUCGCAGCGGCUUGGCUGGCUGCGUAGUGAGCGGACUGUUCUACGCGGUGGGGGGGAGGAACAACUCUCCUGAUGGCAACAUGGACUCAGAUGCCAUUGACUGCUAUAACCCCAUGACCAAUCGAUGGUCUCCCUGUGCCCCUAUGAGUGUGGCUCGUAACCGAAUUGGUGUGGGAGUAAUUGAUGGUAUGAUCUACGCGGUGGGCGGCUCAUUUGGGAGCACUCAUCACAACAGCGUGGAGAGGUACGAGCCGGAGCGUGAUGAAUGGCAGUCAGUGGCUCCUAUGCUGACGCGGCGGAUUGGGGUCGGCGUGGCUGUGCUGAACCGUCUCCUGUAUGCUGUGGGGGGCUAUGAUGGCACUAACCGCCACAACACUGCCGAAUGCUACUAUCCAGAGCGUGAUGAAUGGGAAGCGAUUGCGUCAAUGAAAACUAUCCGGAGUGGAGCAGGCGUUUGUGCUCUGAAUAACUGCAUAUAUGCCAUGGGGGGCUAUGAUGGAACAAACCAACUGAACAGUGUGGAGCGCUAUGAUGUGGAGGUGGGCACCUGGUCCUUUGUUGCACCCAUGAAGCACCGUCGGAGUGCCCUCGGGGUCACUGUAUAUCAAGGCAAGAUCUAUGUGCUAGGUGGCUAUGAUGGACAAACGUUUCUGGACAGCGUUGAAUGUUAUGACUCCGCCACAGAUACCUGGACUGAAGUAACUUGUAUGACAUCAGGCCGCAGUGGGGUAGGCGUUGCCAUUACCAUGGAGCCAUGCUGCAAGCAAACUGAGCAGCAAAAAUGCCAUUGUUAAUGGUAGCAUGGAAUGUGUUCCACUUCCCUUCAAAUGGAAGGGGAAAACAAAUUGGAGAAGAUUCAGUAUUAUGAAAUACCUGUUGCCAAGUUAUAUUCUGCCAGAAUAAAGGAAAAGUGCCAAAAAGAUGAGAAACACUUUAAAUCCCAUUUGAACCAGCCUUGAGGCAACAAUGAAGAACAGAUCAUGCUCUGUACUUUACAAGGAUAGCUACAGCAAAUCUGUGGUUGCCUCUCCAUGCUGCUCCUGCCUCAAUUUGGGAUAAAUGCAUCAGUGAAGAAGGAAACCUCUGGGACAAUUACAGGAGAGCUCGACUCGCACUGGGCGUCUCUUUUCUGGCCCUAGCAGGGAAUGGACCUUCAGGAAAUGACUUCCAAAUCAGGAUGGGUGGAAGUAUUUUGUACAUAGUGCAGCCCUGAGCCCUCCUUAGAAAUGUGUAUUAUAGUUUGACGACCAGUUCAAGGUUAAUUUUUUGCUUGUCAAGUUUGUCCAUGUGCAGGUGAGGAAAGGGGAAAAGUUGUGGGACACACUCUUCUGUGACUGCUGAUCUGCAGGUACGUUGCAUUCAGAAAGUAUUUAGACUUUCUUCAUUUUUGUCAAUUUUGUUACGCUGCAGCCCGAUUCUAAUUAAUAAUUUUUUCUCAUUAAUCUACACUCAAUAUCCCACAAUGACAAAGUGAAAUUGAAAACAAUUUUAAAUGUUUGCAAAUGUAUUAAAAAGAAAAAACUGAAACAUCACAUUGGCGUAAGUACUGAGACCCUUUACUCACCUUGUUUAAGCACCUUUGGCAGCAAUUACAGCCUCGUCUUUUUGGGUAUGACGCAACAUGCUUUGCAAACCUGGAUUGGGGGAUUUUCUGCCAUUCUUCCUUGCAUUCUUCCUUCAAGCUCAGUCAAGUUGGAUGGCAACCAUUAGUGGACAGCCAUUUUCGGGUCCUUCCAGAAAUGUUAAAUAGGGUUCAAGACAGGGCUCUGGCUCGGCCACUCUAGGACAUUCACAGAGUUGUCCAUAAGCCACUCCUGUGUUGUCUUGGCUGUGUGCUUAGGAUCAUUACGUUGGAAAGUGAACCUUCGGCCCAGUCUGAGGUCCUGAGCGCUGUGGAACAGGUUUUCAUUGAGGAUAGCCCUGUACUUUGCUCCAUUCAGCUUUCCCUCAACCCUGAUCAAGCUGUAGGAACAUGUCAGCAACCAUCAAGAGAAAUGGGAGGCACCAGAGCUAAAUUUCAAGUGUUGUUGCCAAGAGUCUGAAUACAUAUGCCAAUGUGAUAUUUCAGUUCUUUUCUUUUUAAUAAAUUUCAGAUAUUUCUAAAAUUCUACUUUCACUUUGUUGUUAUAGGGUACUGAGUAUAGAUUAAUGAGAAAAAUGAAUUUCAACAACUAUAAUUAGGCUGCAGCAUAACAAAAUUGACAAAAGUGAAGGAUCUAAAUACUUUCUGAAUGCACUGUAAGUGAACACUGAUCACUACAACUUGAAAACCUCAGGUGGACCUUUGCCUAUGCUGCUUUUCUAUUCCACAAGGAAGGGCUUACCCAGAUGGCUAACUGCGUUUUUUUCCCCUUACCUGUGGGUGGUACAUCCUCUUAGGAAACUGGUUUUGAGAUUCUUCUCACAUGAAUAAAACACUUUUUGUGAUUAGUAUUAA